AUGUUUCCCAGCGGCUUUCCGCCCGCGUCUGGCAUGGCCCCGGCAGUGAUCUGGUCGAACACGCAAGGAUUGAGCGAGGGUCACAGGAUCUUCGUCGCCCCCGACGGCGGCGUCUACUAUCCCAGCCACCCUGUACCGCACAGCUACAUCCGCUUCAACCGCCCGCCCGGUCGAGAAUACUCCGCUGGUCCCUUCCCCAGCCAGGGUCCCUUCCCCAGCCAGGGUCCCUUCCCUAACCAGGGUUCCUUCCCUGGCCCCGCCUGUGGUAUGUGCUUCUCCGGUCACUUCCCCGGACCAUCCUCAGGCCACUUCCCCGCGCCCGGCCAGAACGACGGUAACGCGUACCUAGUCGUGUACCCGCAGCAGCCGAGCCGCCAUGGCUGCCGUCGCAGAUCCGAGACCCGCCCCUUCGCGCCUCAGGGCUACUGGGUCUCCGCGCCCGAUUACAGCCAGGAUGGAAGUCGCGGUUACAGCCGCGCCUAUAGUGCCGACCCCAACUGGCGGUCGGCCAGCCAUCAUCCGUUCGGGCAGACCGCAACACCACACCCGUGUCGCUGCGGGGCUUAUUGCCGAGCACCCGCCCCUGACACCGUCCCCUCGGACCAGCCCGUCCCCUCGGACCAGCCCGUCCCCUCGGACAAGCCCGUCCCCUCGGGCAAGACCGUCGUCCCACCCAGCACGUUGCCCACCGCCGUUACGGACGAGGGCACAAUGGACUGUGUAGACGACCUUCCUGCCACCCGACUUCCCGCCGAACGACUUCCCGCCCCCCCGCCUCCAACCAAACCGGCGACGACCAAAACGGUGACCAAGACGGGGGCGACGACUCAACAGAAGACGGUCCUUACUGGCGGGGCUGCGGUCGAGACGAUAGCGCGCUCCGUUUCAGUUGAUAGCGCCGUGUUGCGUGUGGCCAAUAAGACCGCACCAGGCAAGGAGGCACUGGCGCCACUGGUCGUUGCAGAUUGCCUCCCGGAAAGGCGGAAGCUGCUCGAGGUCCAGAGUGCACGUAGCCGGAAGAUGUCACUGGUUGUUGACUGCACGCCCCGCAGCACUGGCUCACGGAGCACCCCCGCCGUUCAGGACGACCUGGCCGAACGCGCCGUCUCACCCACCCUCUCCUGCCUACCCUCCUUCACUGGCGACGACCAGGCUCCAUUACGUCCAGACAACACUAGGUUGGACACCAGGUCGGCCAUGCGACCGCAGGCGUGUGUGGGGGAGGCGUGUGAGGAGACUCUGAGCGACAGUGGCACGGAUAGCGAUGUCUGCGAUGGUGAUCCUGUUGAGCCGAACCACGAAGAGCCGAACCACGAAGAGCCGAACCACAAGAGCCGAACCACAAAGAGCCGAACCACGAAGAGCCGAACCACAAAGAGCCGGUCCGAUUCGGGAGUAGGAUGGUGCCUCGUUUGGAGGUUCCGCGUUCGGGCGUUCCGCCUUUAG
Messenger RNA from Gregarina niphandrodes, 1446 nucleotides. RefSeq lists its product as hypothetical. Lineage: Eukaryota; Apicomplexa; Conoidasida; Eugregarinorida; Gregarinidae. The record is from RefSeq and is a predicted model, not a curated record. The transcript has a single exon. The coding region runs from base 1 to 1446 and encodes 481 amino acids.